Molecule: messenger RNA, 1714 nt
Organism: Menidia menidia (Atlantic silverside)
Lineage: Eukaryota; Metazoa; Chordata; Actinopteri; Atheriniformes; Atherinopsidae
Source: the annotation of a GenBank genome assembly
CUGAGGGAGCGGGGUCGUAUAAAGACACGCUCGACACAAGCCGGGCUUUAUCCUCCCCUGUCUGUCGCGCUCACUCAGACCUCACAGGAAACCUGCAGCUCCCCCCCGACCCGCCGGCUCGCCCUCCAGCUCCCCCAAAACUUUCACACACAAGUUCCCGCCGUCUCAGCGGAGAGGAUGGCUGCAUCCGGGAGGAGAAUGAAUGGGCUCUGCAGGAGCAUGGCCGGGGCUCUGCUGCUCUGCACUCUGUUGCUCAACAGUGAGGUGAUGUGUCAGGACGACGACGACGCGCCAGAUGCCCCAGAUGCCCCAGAUGCCCCAGAUGCGCCAGAUGCCCCGGAUGGAGACAGCGUGGAUGAUGCUGCUGACCCCCCGACCGCCGCCGCCGCUGUCCCAGAUGCCUCGGCGGGCCCGGAGGCCUCCGCCGCCCCUGCCGCGGCCUCUGACGCCCCUGACCCCACCGACGCGGGCGACCCGGUCAUCCCCGCAGGCAGUGGGGAGUCUGCUACGGCCUCCGCCGCCUCCAGUGACAAACCGGUCCCAGCAACCCCCGCAGACAGUGCCCCUCACAUCGUCCCCUUGGAAAAUAAGGAGGCUGUUACAGAGGCACCUGUGGAGAUGAUCAAAUCAGUCGUGCCUGAAGUGAAGUGUGUCGGGAAAGAAGGGAUCCAAGAAGGCAAAGCUGUCAAGGCUGAAGUGGCCACAUCUGACUGUGAGGCCACAAAGCAAAUUAUUCUGAGUAACCCUGCACCCUGGUGCUCCUUGGAAAGCUGUAACCUGGAAAUCUUCCAGGAUGGCAACAAAGUACUCGUGGCCAGUGGAGACGCUGAUUUUGCUACUUUGGCUGGCGCCCUCAAGAGCGAAGAGUUGAAAGAAACGUUGGGCGUGACCAAUACUGAGACCCCGGCAUCCACAGGUUCCUCUGUAUUUGUGGGAAUACUGGUCACUGGUCUGCUCGCUGCCAUUGCGAUCACCGUAGGGUACUUCAAGUUCCAGCGCAGGCCUAGCGCCAAGGGAGCGGGGCCGGCAGAGGAGGCCAAUCAGGUAGAUCAAGAGAAUCAGGGUGACACCCUUUUAUCCGUGGCCCCCCUCAACCCACCUCCUGAAACCCCGGAGAAACCCAGUGUAAACGGAGAGUCCCCGGAAGCGGCCAAGACCCAGACUCCCCCUACCAACGGCCACUCCACCACCAAGACAGCAGACACGGAGCUGUGAAACGGUCCCUCAGCAGCUCCAGGAAUGCCCUUCCACACAGACACUCACACACACUCACACACACACACACACACAUACACGUUUCAAGAUUUUCUAAACCACAAAAAAAAAAACUGCCUAACAACAGAGGCCCAUCAGAGAUUCUUAUAAUCUCCUUUACAUCCGCACUCGGUUGUUUUCGGGCCUCUGGACUCCUCCUCAGGCUGUGUCCCAACAAACACGGGGGAAAAAAACUGGCCCGACGACGACACUAUUGGCAGAGGUGACGUUCACACACCGACGACGGCUCCGUCCCCUGGGCUGUUGACGGCAGCCUGGCGGGGGGAAAACCAGCCGGGAGAUUUGGCAGUUUCUAAGCGCGAGGCGUUUUCGAGCAAUAAACCGGCGCUGGCUCGGCCUCUGAAGUCACAGCGACGGGCUGUCAAAGUCCCAGCGUGUCAUCUGGUUUCAGGCUCCCUCCACCACUAAACCAAGUUUGAUGUCAAUCCAUAACAGACAG